Messenger RNA from Homalodisca vitripennis (glassy-winged sharpshooter), 1035 nucleotides. RefSeq names its product non-structural maintenance of chromosomes element 1 homolog. Lineage: Eukaryota; Metazoa; Arthropoda; Insecta; Hemiptera; Cicadellidae. Gene Ontology annotation, molecular function: ubiquitin-protein transferase activity. The transcript has 3 exons. Gene Ontology annotation, biological process: DNA damage tolerance; double-strand break repair via homologous recombination. The record is from RefSeq and is a predicted model, not a curated record. Gene Ontology annotation, cellular component: Smc5-Smc6 complex; nucleus. The coding region runs from base 177 to 893 and encodes 238 amino acids.
UUUUUUUUUGUGGUACUGUUAUUGAAAAACGCAAUCUAAGUGCGGGAAAGUGUUGUACAUCGUAAAUGUAUAAAAUUUACUUAGAAUUGAAAUAUAUCGUACUCAAGAGUAUACUGUUUGAAUAUAGUGAGUUAUACACUCACUCAGAUUUAUUUGCGUUAAUCUUAAAGUAAAGAAUGGGUUCAAGAUCUAGAAGAAGCGGAAGGGAGUUACAAGAUGAGGCGAUGGAUGUUGACGAAGAUGAAUUUACAAGUGAACACAAAUUAAUGCUGCAAUACCUUCUACAUGAAAGAAUGGCUACAAAAGUGGAGCUUGUCAAUAUUCACAAGGAGUUGUUUGAAAACAGGGCUGAUUUAAAAGAUGUUUUGACAACAAUUACAAGUAAAAUCAAUCCAUUAAAAAUGGACAUCAAAGAAACAAAAUGUGAUCUGACUGGAGAGACUUAUUUCGUUCUCAUUCAUACAACAGGAGAAUCUUUCUUUCCACGAUGCUGUGUAUUCACCAAGCCUCAACUAGACUUUUUAAAACAGGUUCUCACUGGGAUAGUGUUGUCCUCUGAAGGUGCAGUUGGGACAAUUCCGGCAAUAAAUUCAUGCAAAACAAUGACCAAAAGUGAAGCUGGAGAUACGAUUGAAAAAUUUGUUAAAGAGAAAAUCUUGAUGGAAACAGCUGGACAUGGUUUGUGUUUGACUCCUCUGGCCGUCUUGGAGUUUGAGCCUUUCUUCAAGGCUUGCUUUUCAGGUAACCUUCUUGUCUGUGAUUUGUGUAAACAGUUGGUUUUCAUCGGUAAAGCUUGUGAUGGCUGUGAACAAAGGUUCCAUCUGCAUUGUGUGGACAAAUGGAUGAAGAGUAAAAAAACAGUGUGUCCUUCAUGUGCUCAACAUUGGCCAUGAAAUGAACAUUGUACACUGAAUUGUUUCAAGGUUUCUUGACAGUUCUAUUAAUUCUGUUUAAUAAUAAAUAAGUAUAUUUUAUUUUAUUGUAAUAUGUUAUUAUAAUGUACCUUGAAAAUAAAUAGUUGUUUUGUUUUUAAUA